Messenger RNA from Chaetomium globosum CBS 148.51, 2994 nucleotides. RefSeq lists its product as uncharacterized. NCBI's taxonomy places the organism in Eukaryota, Fungi, Ascomycota, Sordariomycetes, Sordariales, Chaetomiaceae. The record is from RefSeq and is a predicted model, not a curated record. Bases 1 to 2994 code for a protein of 997 amino acids. Gene Ontology annotation, biological process: DNA-templated transcription. Gene Ontology annotation, molecular function: zinc ion binding; DNA binding. The transcript has 5 exons.
AUGAAGAAGACGCUCGACACAUUACUGGCGGAGUUGGAAGCAUGGCAGGGGCGAUUCGAUCCUUCUUGGUAUCUCAUCAUACUCAUCAGCAGAAGCGUGCUGGACCCGGUGCUUGUCGGGUCUUCCGAUACCCAAGGCUCAGAGUCGAACGCGAUGGCCGGGCCCUUAGACAACAUGCGUGCACUUCGCAGGGUCAUCGACGCUGAGAGCCCCGGCGCCGUUGUUCAGGAUUUAGGCAGGCUUGAUUUGGAUGUCGGCCAACUCACCAAUAUCCAUGAUACAAUGAUGAUACGCUACACAAGUGCGAAACUCAUGGUUGAAGCGCAGUCCGGCGCUCGUCUGGUUACGGAACCAGUCGACCUCUCCACAAUCAUCAACGCACAAAGCAUCCCUGACAUUGAAAGGCUUGCUAGACGGUUGCGGCACAUUGACCCCGACACGUUUGGUCUACUCAGAUGCGAGGGUUUAUUGAGGAGGGCGGACCCUCAGAGCGGGCGACUUAGGGCGCUCGAAGUUAUUUACCGCGCCCCCAACUUCGUGCACAAGAACAUCCGCCCAGAAAACAUCCUGAUCUUCCCCCCUCCCGACACACCCAACCCCAACCCCAACCCCAUCGGCACCGCCUACCUCGUCGGCCUAACACAAUUCCGGUCGCUCGCCCACCAGACCAACCUCCUCGGCGACUCGGCCUGGCACCGCAACCUGUACCGGCACCCGGCGCGCCAGGGCCUGCGCAUCCUGGACGGCUACGUCAUGCAGCAUGAUAUCUACUCGCUCGGGGUUUGUCUGCUUGAGAUUGGACUGUGGCGGCCGCUGGUUUGGUACCCGACUACGACAAUCAUGGAAACAGCGGUGGUAGAUGGGGAUGAGAUGCCCGGUUGUGGUGGUGGUGAUGCUGGUGAUGUCUCAACUGUUUCCGAGCCUGUCCCCGUGCCGGGACUCGCGCUCGCUUUGAGGAACGUGCUCACGGACAAGGUGUUUGAGCGGGCACAUGUCGGGGACAGGACGGGCUGGGUCAAGGAGGAUCUCGUGGGCAUGGCGAGAAGGAUGUUGCCUGCGAGGAUGGGGGAUAUGUACACGCGGGUGGUGGAGAGUUGUUUGACUUGUUUGGAUGAAGGGAAUGAGGCUUUUGGGAGCUUUCGGGAAGAGGAAGGGGGUGACGGCGUUGCGGUGGGUGUGAGGUUUAUAGAGAAGAUCUUGGCGCGAGUGUCGGAAAUCAGGAACAGCCCGGUGAAUCCGGGUCGUUGCCAGAACUGUACGGAUUUUGAUGUGCAAUGUAACUACUCGCGGCCAUCCAAGAGAGGGGCAAACCGUAACUCCUCGCACACCGGGGCCGCCGUUUCCCGGCCGCAGCCACCGAGCGUGCGACAACCGGUUGCAGAUUCGGCACCGCUCAGUCACGCCGACGCCGGCGAUCCAACCGGGGGCACGGGUAUUACGACCCCGCUUAUUCCACAUGAGUCAGGGCUGGACCAUUCAAGAUUCGAUCAGGGCGAAGAGGCCAGUUCUACAACCCAAGGAGGGUGGGCCGAGCCUCUUAGGCCAGCCUGGCAGGGCUUUGCGCGAACUGCCACCCCUGUCGUCCGAAGGUUGCUAUCUGUCUACCAUCAAACCGUCUACCCAAUCUUCCCGUUCUUUGAUCCCACCAGGCUCGAGCGCAGGCUCGAGGCCCUCGAACACUCCCGAAACCGUGCCUUCUUUUGCUCCAUCAUGGCAGCCAGUGCUCUUGCUUCAGCAAGGAUACGGGAUGGCGCGCUAACAUCAGCCCAGCAAGGUUUACUUUCAGCAGAUCCCGCAGCCAUGUCUCCAGAGAUGUUCUUCGCAGCGGCCGAAGAGGCUCUUCCGACUAGCAUCCUUCAGUGCCGUGACUUUGACUGUCUCCGCGGCUACGCGCUUUUGGCUUUAGCCAGCUUGCAAGACGCCAAGAUACGGACGAUGCAGAUGUAUAUUGGCCAUUAUUUCACCAUGCUUGCCAUCAAUCGGUGGCAUGACGAGUGGAACUGGCCAGAAGAUAUACAGUCCUCGGAGAAGGAGGAAUGGCGUAGACUGUAUUGGUCCAUGUACACGCUCGAUGUCUACUCGUCCAUUGUUUGGGACGGUUGCAUCCACUACCAAGAAAGCCAUGCGAGGGUGGAGUAUCCUUCAGGAAAAAGCGACACGGAUAACCUGGACGAGAAUGACGCAGCCCACUGGAUCACGGGUUGGAAUUUUACCACCGACCUCUACCGAAUCCUGGAACAUAAUCUUAGCAGAUUACGAUCUCGGUCUUCCAAGUUCAACCUCCUGGGCGAUGUGGCGAGUAGUGGCGUUUCACUGCCCCUAAUGAGCCAGGACCGCGUAGCUGAGCUUUACUCAGCUCUUCCGCCGGUGUUCAAGCAGCUUCAACCCGCCACUGGGGAUCCAGCAAAGGACAUCUACGGGUUCCAAGCCGCCAACAUACAAGCCACAAUGGCCCUCUUGCGAAUGGUCUACCUCUCCCUUGAAGGCGGCGGAGCCGAUCUGGAGACCAAGUGCUCCGUCGUCAGUGACGUGCUCACAAUCUUCCACCAGGUCCCGAAGUCGUAUUUGAGGGCCAUCAGCACGCCCCUCAUCUACCAUAUCGGCGGCAUCGGCAUUAUUCUGGGUUCGGUGAUGGAGGGCCCCCUGUCCGAGAGCUCGUGCCGACGAGUAAGAGAUCUUUUACUCUCCAUGGCUGACUUGUUGGAGAGCCUUGAAUCGUUUCUCCACCGGAACGCCGGGGCAGGGCGCAAGCUCCGGGACCUGGUGGCACGCUUGGAAGAGUACAUGGAGGACAGGGGGGACCAGCGGCUCGUCCAGACUCACGACGGCACCGAACCCGCUGGGCCGUCUUUUCAAGACGUUCCUCCCCCCCCUGAGAACGGCUGGGGUGAGACCGCGAUGCCAGACCUGUCACCUCAGUUUCAGCUGCCUGAUGAGUUUUUUCGAGACUGGACCUGGCCUUUUGCCAUGUCGAACACAUAUCUAUCAUUUUGA